GGAGACAGUGUCAAAACCUUUUGAGCACCUCAGCUGGGCUAUGCAUUAUGCAUACUUUCACCUAUGAUCUCAUUUAGUCACAACAGUCAGGUGAAGUUGGUAUUAAUAUUAUCCCCACUUUACAGAUGCAGAAACUGAGGUUAAAGACCUUGUCCCAGGACACACAGCUAGUAAAUAGUAGACUUAAGAUCUAAGCUCAGAGUUAUUAGACCUCAAAGCUCAUGAUUUGGAACCAUUAUAAAAAAUUUGCAAAGUCCCCAGUAGCAGCCCAACAGGAUAGAAAGAUGUGAAGGAAGCCUCUUUUCCAUUUGUUAGGUGAAAAAACAGGGUGGAUACUCUGGCCUCCAUCCUCGACUCUGUAGACUCCCCCACUCCCUUGCUGUCAUCUCUCUUGUAUGGAUGAAGGAACACAUUGCGUGUGGUCCCACAGACCUGCUGCGAAUCUUGCUCCACCACCAGGGGCUGUGUGACUUUGGACAGUCAUCUUGCUUUUCUGUGCCUAUACGUGGCCACAGAAUUCCCAGCUGGUUGAUUUGAGGAAUAGGAAGGAAAAUGUUGCCCUGCCCAUAGUAGAUGCACCAGGAGCCACAGUUCCCACACAACAGUGGAUCUGCAUCAUACUUGGCCGCUGAGACCAAUCCCCCGUGGCCUUGUAUUUAUUUAGAGCUUUGUUGUCAGGGCCGGGAAGUGGUAGUGCCUGACCGGGGUAUGUGGCCACCUAUGACUUCCUGAGUGGGGCCCUGAGGAGCGCCCUGAGCAGUGUAUGGCUCUGAAGCCUUGGACUUGAAAGGAGAGGAGGGCCCUGUGUUGUCAUCAAGACUGGUGAGGAGUGCCAGGGGCAGGGCCAUCAGAAGCCUCCUGCUACCUCUGGCUGCCUUGGCCCUAAGGUUCCAGAAUCUCAGCGCUUAGAGGAACCUUGAAGACCACCUGUUGCAACUCCUUUCUUUACAGACGGGGUAACCGAGACCCACUGUGAGGAAGUGACUUUUGCCUGAGACACUGGAGAGGGCAGAGAUUGAGCGCCUGGAACUUGCAUUUUUGGACCUGCCACCAGGACCUAGGGAUUUCCACCAGGGCAAAUGACUGGGCACUCCUAGAGCCUUCAGCCAGCAUCCAGGGGGUUUUUUCACCACAGAGGGUAAUUCCUGCCCCAUCCCUGUUGUGAUUCAGCUGUGACGUUGAACCACACAAGUCAGCGAGAAGAUAAAGUCAUCAGACUCCUGCUCACCAGAGAGGGUGGCCCACGCCAGAACUCACUUCUCUCAGCACAGACUCCACGGGCUGGUUCCCUCCCCAGAGGAGCUUAGUCGGGCUCCUGGCCAGCCUGGGAGCCCGGGAUGGCCUCUGGCUCAGCCAGCAGCCCCCGCCCAGCCCCUGAUGAGAACGAGUUUCCCUUUGGGUGCCCUCCCACCGUCUGCCAGGACCCACCAGAGCCCAGGGCCCUCUGCUGCACCGCCUGUCUCUCUGAGAACUUGAGGAACGGCGAGGAUCGGGUCUGUCCCAAGUGCAGAGGAGACGAUUCCCAAUCUGUAAGCCCGGGGAGCCUUAUGUCUCAGGAGAAGGAUCACCCUGAGGUGGCUGCAGAUGGAGUUGGGUGCCCCUUUGCAGGUGUUGGCUGCUCCUUCAAGGGGAGCGCAAAAUUCAUGCAGGAGCAUGAGGUCACCUCUCAGGCCACCCACCUAAACCUGCUGUUGGAGUUCAUGAAACAGUGGAAGGCCCAGCUGGGCUCAGGCCUGGGCUCAGGCCCCAUGGCCCUGGAGCGGAAUCUAUCAGACCUGCAGCUGCAAGCAGCCGUGGAGGUGGCUGGGGACCUGGAGGUGGACUGCUACCGGGCACCCUGCUCCGAGAGCCAGGAGGAGUUGGCCCUGCAGCACUUCAUGAAGGAGAAGCUCCUGGCCGACCUGGAGGGGAAGCUGCGCGUGUUUGAGAAUAUUGUCGCCGUCCUCAACAAGGAGGUAGAGGCCUCCCACCUGGCCCUGGCUGCCUCCAUCCACCAGAGCCAGCUGGACCGCGAGCUCAUCCUAAGCUUGGAACAGAGGGUGGCGGAUUUGCAUCAGACACUGGCCCAGAAAGACCAGGCCCUGGGCAAGCUGGAGCAGAGCCUGCACCUCAUGGAGGAGGCCUCCUUCGAUGGCACCUUCCUGUGGAAGAUCACCAACGUCACCCGGCGGUGCCACGAGUCGGCCUGCGGCAGGACCGUCAGCCUCUUCUCUCCAGCUUUCUACACUGCCAAGUACGGCUACAAGUUGUGCCUGAGGCUCUACUUGAAUGGUGAUGGGACGGGAAAGAGGACCCAUCUGUCGCUCUUCAUCGUGAUCAUGAAAGGGGAGUACGAUGCUCUGCUGCCGUGGCCUUUCCGGAACAAGGUCACCUUCAUGCUCCUGGACCAGAACAACCGUGAGCACGCCAUUGACGCCUUCCGGCCCGAUCUGAGCUCAGUGUCCUUCCAGCGGCCCCAGAGUGAAACCAACGUGGCCAGCGGCUGCCCGCUCUUCUUCCCGCUCAGCAGGCUGCAGUCGCCCAAGCACGCCUACGUGAAGGACGACACCAUGUUCCUCAAGUGCAUCGUGGAGACAAGUGCUUAGGCAGCAGGGACGAGAAGCCGCACCUGCGCCCUGAGGGAGCACCAGCCCAGACUCCGGAGGUGCCACGAUCCCCAGGCACAGGGAUAGGCUGGGUCUGGCAUGACCUGAGCAGGGCUGACAGAUUGACCAUGGUGGCCACCAGCUUCGGGUGGCAGGACCUUGGGAUGGGCCCCCAAAGGCAGAGGGUUCAGAAGAAGGUGGUGGCAGAAUUGUUGCCUCUGCACUGAACACACAACCCUGGAGGCCUGGCCGCUACUCCAGCCCUGAAUAUUGAGGUGGACUCUGACCAGGAUGGGGAGGGCAUGGGGGUCAGGCCUGGGACAUGAAUGGCCAUCUGGAGAUAAAGGACCUGAGCCUGGGAAGGUCCCUGCAGGGCCACCAGGGAGAACUGGAAA
This is a messenger RNA of Myotis davidii, 2980 nucleotides long. It is a transcript of the gene TRAF1, whose product is annotated as TNF receptor associated factor 1. Bases 1338 to 2585 code for a protein of 415 amino acids. The record is from RefSeq and is a predicted model, not a curated record. Gene Ontology annotation, cellular component: plasma membrane signaling receptor complex; cytoplasmic side of plasma membrane. The transcript is spliced from 8 exons. Lineage: Eukaryota; Metazoa; Chordata; Mammalia; Chiroptera; Vespertilionidae. Gene Ontology annotation, molecular function: ubiquitin protein ligase binding; tumor necrosis factor receptor binding; zinc ion binding. Gene Ontology annotation, biological process: tumor necrosis factor-mediated signaling pathway; positive regulation of JNK cascade; protein K63-linked ubiquitination.